CCCCUAUCCUAUGAGGUGGUGAAGUUGUCAACGCCGCAUGCACUGAGAGACUCGACUUACGCAGCCCAGGAGCUAGCUAUUCAACACUCUCACUCAGCAUCUCAACUGUUGAUUGAGUCAAGCCAGAUUCGCCAUGGACUCCAACUCUCGCUGUGAACGUGACCAACAUGAGCCCGUAGCGAUUGUGGGCAUGGGAUGCCGAUGGCCUGGCGGCGUCUACAAUCCCUCGCAGUUCUGGGACUUCCUCUGCAACAAGGUGGACGGCUGGAGGGAGUUUGACGACCCACGCUUCUCUACGCGCGGGUUCCAUCACCCUAACGGGGACCGGCCCGGUGGCUUCGCCAUGAAGGGGGCAUUCCUUACCGAGCAGGAUGCCCGCCUCUUCGACCAUACCUUCUUCGGCAUGACCAGCCUCGAGGUCGAAACCAUGGACCCAUCGCAACGUAAGCUGCUCGAGGUGGCAUACGAGGCGAUAGAGAAUGCUGGUGAGACAUGGGAGAGCAUCUCUGGAUCCCGGACUGGCGUCUUCGUUGGCAACUUCUGUUUGGAUCACUGGAUGAUUCAGUCCCGCGAUUGGGACAACCCGAGGCCCUAUGCCUUUGUUGGCGCCGGAACCAGCAUCCUCGCAAACCGCAUCAGCUACAUUUUCAACCUACAAGGGCCAAGUCUUACCGUCGAUACCGCCUGCUCGUCUUCCAUGUACGCCCUGCAUCUGGCAGUGAACGCGAUCCGCGCUGGUGACUGCGAUGCGGCUAUUGUGGCAUCCGCGAACUGGAUCGCGGACCCCGGCGUCCAGAUUGCCCUCGACAAGCUUGGCGCGCUGUCUGCAUCGUCGAGGUGCCACACCUUCGAUGCCAGAGCCGAAGGGUACGCCAGAGGAGAAGGCUUCGCCGCCAUCUACCUCAAGAGGCCGUCUCUGGCGAUAGCCGAUAAGUCACCAAUCCGGGCAAUGAUCAGGGGUUCUGCCAUGAACUCCAACGGUCGCACAGGCGGUAUCACACGGCCCAGUGCCAACGGCCAAGAAGCAGUCAUCCGCGAGGCGUAUCGCCAUGCUGGCGGCCUCUCCUUCGAGGACACGAGCUACUUUGAGUGCCACGGCACUGGCACGUACGUUGGAGAUCCGAUCGAAGUGGCGGCUGUGGGGAGAGUCUUCGCUCCGGUCAGAGACGCCGACGACCCGCUGCUUGUCGGCAGUGUGAAGAGCAAUCUUGGCCAUGGCGAAGGUGCCAGCGCUUUGGCGUCAGUCAUGAAGGUUGUGCUUGCCCUCGAGAAUGGGGCGAUUCCUCCUAUCUUCGACCUCCAGACACGCAACCCGAACAUCGACUUCGACGCCGCCAAGGUCCAACCGGUUACAGAGGUAACCCCAUGGCCAAAGAACCGCCUGCGCCGAGCUAGCAUCAACUCGUUUGGAUAUGGUGGCGCGAAUGCCCACUGCAUCAUCGAUCAUGUCAACAACGUGCUGCCAGACUAUGUGGCCCCUGGCGUCUUCAAGAGCCCAGCAGAGCGCCCGACAAAUGGCCUGACCAAUGGGCAUGCAAACGGGUAUACAAACGGCCACCAGAACGGCCAUCAAAAUGGGUACCAUAACGGCCAUCGUAACGGGUACCAAAAUGGGCACCAGAACGGCUAUCAUCCGAACGGCAAUGGCCAUCUGAACGGGCACCACAAUGGGCACCAUAGCGGUUACCAAAACGGUUACCAGAACGGCUACUGGAGCGGACAAUGGAAUGGCCAUCACGACAGGGCCCUUCCCCAGCACCACCCCGUCGUGAAGAGCCCGAGGUUGACCGCCACACCCGACGCAGCAACACGGCAAUUCGUCCUGCUGCCCCUGUCUGCGCACAACGAGCAAUCACUCAAGCUAUACGUCGACGCACUGCGGGGCGUGAUCAACAAAUUCUCCUUGGCCGACAUCGCAUACACACUCGCAGCGCGGCGGUCCAGAUUUGCGCAGCGAUCCUUCUGCAUCGUGGACAAGGACGAUGCCGCUGGCGAUCUUGUCGUGGACAAGAAGCCCGUACGAGCAGCACUGCAUACUGUCAACCUGGGCUUCAUCUUCACAGGUCAGGGUGCGCAGUGGCACGGAAUGGGCGCCGAGCUGUUCGAGUACCGCGUGUUCCGCACAGCCAUUGACUACCUCGACUCCGUCCUUGGCACGCUCCCUAAUGCCCCGUCGUGGUCUCUGCGUAGCAUCCUCUCCGGCGACUGCGACCCGUCUCUGAUCCAGACUGCCGAGGUUUCUCAGGCUGUGUGCACGGCGCUUCAAGUCGGUCUUGUUGAUCUGCUCGCUUCCUGGUCUGUCCGUCCCUCGGGAGUCGCCGGACACUCAUCGGGCGAGAUUGCUGCCGCCUAUGCGUCCGGUCGCAUCACGGCUGCCGAAGCCAUUGUAGCAGCCUAUAUCCGUGGUCAGGCAGUGUCUAGGAACAGGCAGACCGGUGCCAUGUUGGCAGUCGGGCUCGGACCAGACGAGGCAGCCAAUUAUCUCGAUGGCCGGGAGGAACAGGUGAAGGUGGCAGCGAUCAACUCUCCCGGGAGCGUCACUCUUUCCGGAGAUGAAAAUGCCAUUGACGAGGUUUCCGCGGAAAUGACGGCAAAGAGCGUCUUCAACCGGAAGCUGAAGACCGGGGGCAAUGCCUACCAUUCGCACCACAUGAAGCCCAUUGGACGCCAGUACGACGAGAUGCUUGCCGAAGGAAUCGCGCACAUCCGAAAGCUUGGUCUAGUAUCUGUCGAGGAUCGGUAUCCGGCCGUGCUGUGGGCUUCGUCAGUCACGCCCGCCAAGAGCACUGCUGAGAUCGAUGACUUUGUGUCGUACUGGCGAGCGAACCUCGAGUCUCCGGUGCGUUUCUCCGAGGCCGUCACCCGUCUCCUGGACGGAAGGGACGCCCCGAUCCAGGCUCUCGUGGAAAUUGGGCCCCACGCAACACUUAAGAGCCCGCUGGAGCAGAUCAUCAAGGCGAUUGGGGCGACUGUCACAUAUGGAGCGACGGUCAAGCGUCAGGAAGACGGAAGGAAGGCGUUGUUGCAACUUGCUGGGACGCUCUUCACCUGGAACGCGCCUGUGGACCUGGCUGCCGUGAACGCUGUUGACGAGCCGGCCGCGACUGGUAUGCAGCAUGGCUGCGUUUGCACCGGUCUUCCACCGUACCAGUACACUUAUGGUGGGCUGAACUACUACGAGAGUCGGGGGAGCAAGGAGUAUCGAUACCGAUCGAUUCUCCGACACGACCUGCUGGGCUCCAAGGUCGCGGGCACCGCCAAGCUACGACCUCAGUGGCGCAACAUACUCCGUAUGAAGGACGUGCCGUGGCUGGCCGACCAUCGCCUCGUGCCCGAUGCUGUGCUUCCCGGCGCUGGAUACCUUGCCAUGGCAGUGGAAGCCGCCUCGCGGGUUCACAAAGAGUUUCCCGAGGCGCUCAAGAUCAGGGGCUUCUCCCUCCGUGAUGUCGCCAUCAACAAGAGCCUGGUAAUCCCAGAGGAUGACUACGGCGUGGAGAUUCUGACAACCCUGGAGCUGGUCGACACGGCCACGGGCCAGUCACCUGCAUGGGCGACCUUCUCCAUCAGCUCGGUUGGACGGCUAACCAACGAAUGGACCGAGCAUUGUACCGGCCAUGUCAAGGUCGAGGUUGGGCCUGCCGAGGAGCACGUGGAGCCGCACCAGGUUCUUCCUGCUGUCUCGCGCGUAGUCGACACCCGCGCCUGGUACGAGAAGUUCUUGGAAGUCGGGCUCGGUUAUGGCCCUGCCUUCCAGCCCCUUUCCAACAUCCGUGCCGAUCCAACGUCGAACCUUGCCGUGGCAACGGUCAAUCUGCACACGACGUCGCUCAAAGGAGGCGAGUCGCGUUACCCACUGCAUCCGGCUUCGCUCGACGGUGCCAUCCAGCUCGGACUGAUUGCCUGUCACGGCGGCCAUUCCAGCGAGGCCAGCACGGCGUUUGUACCUGUCCAGCUCUCUAGCCUGUAUCUCGUCAACGACAUCGACGCAAUUGCGGGAGACGCCUGCACUGUCAUCGCCCGUGGGGAGAGGCGCGGCAUCCGUAGUGCCAACCUUGACCUGCAGAUGCUUGGCCCCGGCGGCGAAAUCCUGCUCCAGGUUGAUGGCCUCCGCUGCAUCAGCUACUCUAGCGCGGCCAAGCCUGUCGACAGGAGGUUCAGCAGUCCGUUCACGCGUCUCGUUUGGAGGCCAGACAUCCGCGCGCUGAGCAACAGUCAGGCCCGCCGUCUGUACCCUCCUCCGAAGGAGAACGUGGAGAAGUCACCGGCGUGGGGAAUCACGAAUAAGCUGGCUCACUUCGUGGUUCUUAGCAUGUACGAAACCUUUGGGAAACUGCAGGACGGACCCAAACCUUCUGGUGACGUGGGCCACUUCUUUGCCUGGAUUCAGAGGAAAGGGCAAAAUGAUCGCUCCGAGCUGAUGGAGGAGGCAAGAGAGCUUGCCCGUAAGGGCGUUCUUCUCCAGAAGAUUGAAGAGCUCGCCAGUCAGGCCAAUGAUGUGAUGGAAGUCCGGAUUGCAAAGUUGCUGCACGACAACAUGGCCGAUAUCCUGUAUGAACGCAGAACAGGGAUGGACGUCAUCAUCGGCGAGGGCUUGCUCACACCUCUGUAUCAAUCCGGCCUUCUGAUGACAGGCAUCUACCCGCAGCUGCACCAUGUGCUGGCCGGAAUUGCUCAUGCGAACCCCAAUAUCCGCGUCCUGGAAAUUGGAGGCGGCACCGGAGGCGCCACACGCAUCGCCAUGAAGGCGUUCUGCGGCCCUAACGGCAUCAAGGCAUACCGGGACUACACCUUCACCGACAUUUCCGCCGGUUUCCUGUCUGGGGCGCGGGAAUCCAUGGCCGAGUAUAGGGACAUGAUCUUUUCCGUCUUCGAUAUCGAGGCAGACCCAGUCGAGCAGGGAUACGUCCUGCAGAGCUACGACCUCAUCAUUGCCUGCCAGGUCCUCCAUGCCACCUCGAAUAUGCGCAGAACGUUGGAGAACUGCCGGAAGCUCCUCAAGCCGGGAGGCAGGCUCGUCCUGGUCGAGACCAAUCAGAACUUCAUAGUUCCUGGUGUCGUUGUGGGCACGUUUACCGGGUACUGGGCUGGUAUCCCCGAUGGCCGCGUCGAUGCUCCUUUCCAGAGUUUGCCCGCAUGGGAACGCUCGCUUCGAGAAGCGGGUUUCUCGGGCCUAGAUGUCGUGUUGGAUGACUUCCCUGAGCCGCACAACACAACAUCGGUCAUUGUAUCGACGGUUCCCACGGAACCAGCGAACACGCCUCGAUCAACCACGGUCCAUGUGCUCUACAGCGGCACCGCAGCUCCCUCUCUCGGCGAGCAUAUCCGCAAGGAACUGGAGCAGCGAGGAGUAAGUGUCAAAGCAAGCACAUUGGGCGAGGCAUCAGUCAAAGUCGGGCCCGAAUCGCGCGUGGUGCUGCUUCUUGACGAGGAGCAUCUCUUGGCCAAAGUCAGCGAGAAGGACUUGAAGAUCUUCCAGCAUCUGGCACGGAAUGCGGCAAGCUUGGUUGUUCUCACGAGUUGCGGUACAGUCAAUGGACGCAAUCCAGAUGGUGCCCUGAUCCCCGGUCUGCUCCGUGUGCUCCAAAACGAGAAUCCUGCAACCCAGUACAUGUCCGUCGACGUCGACGCGGACAGAUUCGAACUUGGAGAAGCCGAAGCCAAUAAUCUUGCUCGCUGCAUCGUCGAUCGUGAGUUCAAACUGAGCGGAAGCGUCCCUGCUGACGAUCUGGAGGGUGACCCGAGUGACCGUGAAUAUAGCUGGCAUGACGGCUGCCUCUGGGUUAGUCGCCACGUGCCGGACGCGGGUUUCCACUCACAGCACGGUGUGGACAGCCGAAGCAAGAAGCCGGAGCUGCUGCCGCUUGGUAGUCAAGGCGCUUUGAGAGCCACCUUCGAAACGCCCGGCGUGCUGAAUUCGUUGUGUUUCAAGUCCUCUGAGGAGAUUCUGCAGCCCUUGCCGCCAGACUUUGUCGAUGUGGCCGUUUCUGCCGUUGGCCUGAACGCGCGCGACCUGGACCACUGGACGGGCCGCGUGGACGGAAACAGCCUAUCCUCUGAAUAUGCGGGCGUCAUCACGGCGGUAGGCGCUGCCGUCGAUGGCUUGAAGAUUGGUGACCGUGUUUACGGUCUAGGAAGAGGCAGCUUCGGCAAUCACACACGCGUACCGGCUACCUUCGCAAGCAAGCUUCAGCCGGGCGAUGACAUGGUGAAGAUGGCUUCCAUGCCGGUCGCAUACGCCACGGCGAUCUAUGCUUUUGAUCACGUCACUCACCUCCGAAAGGGGCAGUCGGUGCUUAUCCAGUCAGGGGCAAAGGAUGUAGGGUUGGCAUCAAUCUGCCUUGCCAAAGCAAAAGGGGCCGAAGUCUUUGCCACGGUUGACACUGCCGAACAAGCGAGCUCCCUCAUCGACAAACUGGCCCUUCCAGCGUCCCACGUCAUCUCAGCACCUAGCCUGACAGCCCUGCGCCGCGCUGCACAAGAAACACGCAAGGGCAAAUUCGAUGUCGUUGUCAAGAUUGAUCAGGGCGAACUCCCGGAUCAGUUCUUGCAAGUGCUCGCACCUCUGGGCCACUUGAUUGAGAAUGCUUCCUACUCCUCAAUCGACCUUUUCGCUGUUCUCGACUCCGACCCGACCUUGGGUGCUGAGUUGAUGCAGAGUCUCGAUAGCUAUCACCGCCAAGGACUCAUUGGGCCAAUCCCGCAGCUUACAGCAGUGGAUGUUGCUCAGUUGUCCACAGUGAUUGGGAACUUCGCCAACAUGACCGGCAAGCUUGUUGUGGGCUUCGAGAACCCUGACAGUCUCGUCAGAACGAUCCCCUCGGGCCCCACAGUCCGCUUUGACCCUGAGGCGUGCUAUGUCAUCGUCGGAGCUUUGGGGGGCUUGGGCCAGUCCCUGAUUCGGUGGAUGGGAGAUCGGGGCGCGAGACACAUGGCGCUUCUUUCUCGCCGGCACGUUUCCAGCGUUCCUGGAGCUCAGGAGCUUGUCGAAACCCUAGCCAGCCGCGACAUCCACGUCGAGGGCUUCGUCUGCGACGUCAGCCAAAAAGAACAAGUCGCGCAUGUGAUCCAGAAACUCUCCACAACACGUCCUAUCAAGGGCGUCGUGCACGCGGCUGUUUCGUAUCUCGACCUCACAUUUGAUAAGCUCUCGGCCGAACGGUGGAACGAUGGUCUGUCAGCCAAGGUGGACGGAACCAAAAACUUGCACGAAGCAACCCUCUCCAUGCCUCUUGACUUCUUCGUCAUGAUCACCUCGGCCCUGUCGGUAUACGCAUUUGCAACGCAGGGCGCGUACACUGCAGCCAACAAUUUCCAGGAUGCCUUCGCAAGAUACCGCCAACAACUGGGCUUGCCCGCAUCGACUGUCUCGUUCAGUUUGAUUCGGGAAAUUACGACUGUGGGCACAACCGACCUGACAGUCAACCUCUUUGAGCGCAACAAGACCCUGACGAUAGGCGAGUCCCAGUUCUUGACUCUCCUUGAGCCGGCAUUCCUGAACAACAGGACGGCGGAAAAGGCGAGCCCAGAGCAGUGGUUUGGACAACAGGAUGAUCCGCUGUCGGCGGCAAAUCUGCACACCUACCUUGAUCCCAUGGCCAUGGCGGCCCGGGCAAGCCGCGAACUGCAGGCAGAAGGCUCCGCGGCCGACAGGACACCGGGCUGGUACAGUGACGGGAGAAUCGCCCUGAUAAUGCGGGCCUUUAGGGAUGCGCAACGCGAAAAGCAGUCUGCCGGCUCGGGUGCAUCGCUAGAUGAAGGAUCCAAGAACACGGCCGCUUCUGUGCGCAAGGAGUUUGACGCGGCUGUUCGGGAGGGUGCCUCUGGACGGGCGGCCACGGUUGCACUUGUGGAGAAAGCCAUCAUCCGCGCCGUUGCUGAGAUGCUGUUCGUUGAUGCGGAGGGCAUUGACCCGGCCAAGAGUGUGGCAGAGUUGGGCGUGGACAGUCUGAUUGCGGCCGAGCUACGCAAUUGGUUCCUUAAAGCGCUCGGGACUCAGAUCAGUAUGCUUGAAUUGCUCGAUCCCGGGAUUUCGAUCAGUGCGCGGGCUGCCAGCAUAACCGACAAGGCGCUCGAGGCGAAGGCAUAG
This is a messenger RNA of Canariomyces notabilis, 8086 nucleotides long. RefSeq lists its product as uncharacterized. The transcript has 4 exons. Gene Ontology annotation, biological process: secondary metabolite biosynthetic process; fatty acid biosynthetic process. Gene Ontology annotation, molecular function: oxidoreductase activity; 3-oxoacyl-[acyl-carrier-protein] synthase activity; phosphopantetheine binding. NCBI's taxonomy places the organism in Eukaryota, Fungi, Ascomycota, Sordariomycetes, Sordariales, Chaetomiaceae. The coding region runs from base 134 to 8086 and encodes 2650 amino acids. The record is from RefSeq and is a predicted model, not a curated record.